AGCAGAUAAAUAUUUACAAUGACUUACAUCUAUUAGAAGGUACACAAUUAUCAGAAUGUCGAAUCAAGUGGCGCAGUUUGUUGCGGGGCUAAAGUCCCGAAAUGUGGACGUACAAAUCAAGACAGCACGGGAGCUUUAUCACUAUGCAAAAACGGAACUUCGAGAAGUGCCACAGGAAGAACUUACACAGUUUCUCGAUGAAUUCAACCAUCAAAUUUUUGAAAUGGUAUCGAGCAAUGAUGUCCAUGAGAAAAAAGGCGGCGUGCUUGCGAUAGUGUGCCUGAUUGGCGGUGACUGUGAUACCACAAAGACUAGAAUCACUCGCUUUGCCAAUUAUUUACGUAAUUUGCUCCCUUCUUCUGAUGUGGGAGUAAUGGAGUUAGCAGCCAAAACUGUUGGGCGGUUAGCUACAGUGUCUGGUGUGAAGAGAGCCGAGUAUGUUGAAUUUGAAGUUAAAAGAGCCUUUGAAUGGUUAUCUGAAGAAAGAAAUGAAGGGAGGCGUCAUUCAGCAGUUUUACUACUUAAAGAGAUGGCAAUUGCAAUGCCAACUUAUUUCUACCAGCAGGUUUCGGGGUUCUUUGACCAUAUACUAAUAGCGCUGAAAGAUCCAAAGCAGCAAAUAAGAGAAGCCGCUGCGAAAGCUCUGAGGGCAGGCUUAAUGGUUACAGCUCAGAGGGAAUCUGCCAAGCAGUCAACAGCAAAACCUCAGUGGUACAAUCAGUGCUAUGAAGAAGCAAUGACAUCAUUUGAAGACAUACCUAUCAAGGAAAAAGGAAUUACUAGAGAAGAUAGAGUCCACGGAGGUCUAUUAAUUUUGAAUGAACUGUUUAGAUGUUCCAAUGCAACUUGGGAAAAGAAAUACACAACUCUCAUGCAAAGUUUGGAUACACAGAAAGACAACACAGUAUCUGAUGACAUUAUCAUAACUUCUAAAAUACACAGCCCGUCUGUGAAGAGAGGAUACCUUAGUGAUGGAUUUAAAACUGAAAAUGUUCAGUAUCCAGUUCCUAUAUAUGAAUCUGAAGUUUGUCGUAACCUAUUAACUUCAAAGUUUGAAAAGAUUUGUCAAGAUGUGAUGGCUCAAAGACAGCUAAAAACCCAAGGAGUACCACAAGUUUUGCUUAUCAAUAUACCUAGACUGGCAGCAUUUGACAAAGAGCUUUUUUUAAAAAAGUAUGUCAGUGGUACUAUGAGCUACUUACUCUCAUGCAUUCGCAGCAGGGAAAAAGACAGAAACAUGGCCUUCAUCACACUUGGCCUACUAGCAGCAGCUAUUGAAAAUGAUAUUAAAAUCUACAUCCCAAGAACAAUGGAUGUAAUCAAACAAGCAUUGCCUGUGAGGGACUCUCAGAGCAAGAAAAGAAUGUGGGUUGAUCCAUCUAUCUUUGCCUGCAUCACUUUACUGAGCAGUGCUGUUAAAGAUCUUGUCAUUGGUGAUAUAAGAGAACUACUUGAUGCAAUGUUUGCUACUGGUCUUAGUCCAUCCCUAACAAUUUGCCUUAAAGAACUAAGUAACAAUUUGCCCACACUUAGAUCAGAAAUCUCAGAAGGCUUAUUAAACAUGCUCUCUUUGGUUUUAAGAAAUAAACCCUUCCUCCAUCCUGGUGUUCCAAGGAGUGUGGAACAGCAAAUGAGCAAUAUGAAUUUAGUUUUUGAACCUCAAGAUACAGCUAGCAUUGUGCUUGCUUUAAGAACCCUUGGUACAUUUCACUUUGAGGGAGAACACAGCUUACUCACAUUUGUUAGACGUUGUGCAGAACAUUUUUUGCAAAGUGAAUACCAGGAAGUAAGGCUGGAAUCUGUCAAAACUACUGCCAAACUACUAUCUGAUGCUAUGAUUAGAACGAGAAAUACUCCAUCCAGAACUCUAACAAUGCUCACUGCUGAAGUGGUUGGCAAGUUUUUAGUAGUGGCUGUCACUGACCCUGAUUAUGAAGUCCGAUACUGGGUACUAGAAUCAUUACAUGAGAUAUUUGAUAUCCACUUGGCACAAAUUGAAAAUCUCAGCUUCCUUUUCAUUGCAAUGAAUGAUGAACAUCUCGAAAUUCGGGAACUGGCUAUUUGUACUGUGGGCAGACUAAGCACCGUGAAUCCUGCAUACGUCAUGCCUGGUCUUCGGAAAACGCUUAUACAAUUCCUGACCGAAUUAGAACACUCAGGCAUGAGUAGAAACAAAGAGCAGGCAGCGCGAAUGCUUGACAAUCUUAUUUUACGUGCCCCAAAGCUUGUAAAGCCUUAUACAGAGACAGUACUCAAUAUACUGGUUCCAAAACUAAAAGAACCUGAUUCAAAUCCGGGUGUUAUAAUCAGUGUAUUGAAGGCAAUUGGUGAUCUAGCUGAUGUACAUUGCGACAACACAGGCCUUAAAAAAUGUUUACCUGAACUUCUGUCUAUUCUCUUAGACUUACUCUCAGAUGCUAUUGCCACUGAGAAAAGAAGCAUCGGUUUGUGGACUUUUGGUCAAUUGAUUAGUGCAACAGGAUAUGUUGUUACUCCUUACACAGAGUACCCCAGUCUCAUGGAUGUUCUACUAAAUUUUUUGAAAACUGAGCAACAGCCCAAAGACAGAAGAGAAACUAUACGCGUUUUAGGAUUGCUAGGCGCAUUAGAUCCUUACAAACUCAAAAUGACUAAAAGUUUGGUACCAGCUGCAGACAGCAAAUCUGAGGAGAACAACUUUGAUAUGACCACAAGUGAAAUGCUAGUGAACAUGUCAUCGCCUGUACUUGAUGAAUAUUACCCGGCGAUUGUGAUCUCGACACUCAUGCGGAUAUUGCGAGAUCCAACAUUGCAGCAACAUCACACUAGUGUUGUUCAGGCAGUGACUUUCAUAUUUCAAUCCCUUGGCAUUAAGUGUGUUCCAUACAUUUCACGCGUAACACCAAGUUUACUGUACGUUGCGCGAGCGACAGACAACAACGAUUUUCGAAAAUUUCUUUUCACUCAAUUGGCUAAAUUGAUAGCCAUUGUCAAACAGCACAUUCGAAAUUACCUUGACAAAAUAUUCGACCUCAUCAAAGAGUUUUGGACACCAAACAGUCCAUUACAGCCCACUUUAAUAUUGCUUGUCGAGCACAUCGCAACAGCCCUGGGUUCUGAAUUUAAAGUGUAUUUACCUCAAUUAAUGCCACAAAUUUUACGUGUACUGGCACAUGACACAAGUAAAGACAGAUUUGUCACUGAGAAGCUCCUAUUUGCAUUACAAAAAUUCGAAGACAACUUGGAUGACUAUAUGCAUUUGGUUAUACCUUCAAUCGUCAAAUUAUUUGAUGCGACUGAUUGUCCCGUCAAUGUUGCAAAGGUUGCAAUGGAAACUGUCGAUUACCUAUCGGAUUCGUUGAACUACAACGAACUAGUAUCGCGCAUCAUACAUCCACUUGUGAGGAGCCUGGACAGUUGCUCGUCUUUACGUACUACGGCAAUGGACACAUUGUGUGCUUUGAUCGUCCAACUUGGGCGUAAAUACAACGACUUCAUACCCCUUGUACAAAAAGUCAUAAUAAAACAUCGAAUUCAGCAUUCAAAUUAUGAAUUGUUGCUAUCGAAAUUGCAGUCUAGUACUACACUAGGGGUGGACGACUUGCAAAGCACUAGGCAAAAGCCUAGAAAUAGCAACCAAGAGGGCCGGUUUGUAACUACUGACACGUCGCAAUCAAUCCGCAAGUUGUAUGUAAAUGCACAUAACUUGAAAUUAGCUUGGACGGUUAGCAGCCGCGUCUCGAAAGAUGACUGGUUUGAAUGGCUUAGAAGAUUCAGCAUUGGAUUGCUUACUGAAUCUCAUAGUCCUGCUCUUAGGGCGUGUCUAGCUCUUGCACACAACUAUUCCCAACUGCUACGAGAUCUAUUCAAUGCGGCGUUCGUGUCUUGUUGGACCGAACUUGAUAUGACAUCACGCACUGAACUCUCAAAUGCUUUAGAACAAGCACUUACUGCGCCAGAUGCUCCAGAGUUGGCACACACUGUUCUAAAUCUUGCUGAAUUUAUGGAACAUUGUGAAGGGGGCGCUUUGCCAAUAUCCACGCAUUUGCUGGGGGAAAGAGCUAUGAAUUGUAGAGCGUACGCCAAAGCACUGCAUUAUAAGGAGGAGGAAUUUCGCAGUGGUGCAACUUCACAAGUUGUAGAAGCCUUAAUUCAUAUAAAUAACAAACUGCAACAAAAAGAAGCAGCGGAAGGUCUACUCGAAAGAGUGAUGGCUCAGCGUGAAGCCGGUGACCUCAGUUUGAAAGUUCAGAUCAGAUGGUAUGAAAAACUCCAUAAUUGGGAGAAAGCUCUCAACCUGUAUGAAGAAAAACUAGUUGCAGAACCGGAAAACACGGAAGCCAGUCUUGGCGAAUUACGUUGUUUUGAGGCUCUAGGUGAAUGGGUCAAGCUGUACAAAACAGUAUCGACACGGUGGUCAAAGAUGACUGACGAUGAAAAGUACAAAGCUGCAAGACUUGCCGCCGCAGCCGCAUGGGGCUUAAAUGAAUGGGACUCAAUGGCCAACUACGUGAGUUUCUUGCCCGAAAAUACUCAAGACGGGGCCUUUUACCGAGCUGUGCUUAAUAUUCACAAUGGUGAUUUCGGACUGUCGAAGAUGUAUAUCGAUCAAGCACGAACCUUAUUGGAUUCUGAACUUACUGCUGUAGCUGGUGAAAGUUAUCAGAGAGCUUACGGAGCGCUAGUCAAUGCCCAAUUACUUGCAGAGUUAGAAGAAGUGAUAACUUAUAAAAUAGCAUCAGAGAGAAGAGAUUCAAUUCGACAAGCCUGGUGGACAAGACUGCAAGGCGGCCAAAGAUUGGUUGAAGAUUGGCGCAAAAUUCUUCAAGUACGCAGUUUAGUUCUGACACCGCAGGAAGACAUGGCCACUUGGCUCAAAUUUGCUUCUCUUUGCAGAAAGAGUGGUGCACCGCGCCAAGCACACAGGACUUUAGUAAUGUUAUUAGGAACAGACCCUAGUCAAAACCAAGAACUGCCUUUACCUACUCAUGAACCAAGGUUGACUCUCGCUUAUGCUAAACAUUUGUGGGUAGCUGGAGAUAAACAAUUGGCCUUUAGUCAAUUACAGCGCUACGUCGAUAGUGCUGGAACAGGUGACUCGGAGCAUUGCAGACUGUUAGCACGUUGUCAUUUAAAAUUGGGCUCCUGGUGUGAAUCUUUACUUGGAAUUGGUGAAGACUCUGUUCACGAAAUUUUAAGGAACUAUUUUUCGGCCACUGAACUUGCUUCUGAUUGGUACAAAGCAUGGCAUGCUUGGGCCUACAUGAACUUUGAAACCGUCUUGUUCUAUAAACACCAGGAAACUCGUUUAGAUGGAUCUCAAGUUAGUGAAAAGAAGUCUCCGCUUGAGUAUAUCCAACAAUAUACUGUACCUGCUGUAGACGGAUUCUUCAAAUCCAUAAAUCUAUCUCAUGGAAGUUCUCUUCAAGAUACUUUGAGAUUGCUGACUUUGUGGUUCGACUAUGGCCAUCACCCAGCUGUACAUGAGGCACUUGUAGAAGGAAUAAGAACAAUAGAAAUCAACGUAUGGCUCCAAGUAAUACCCCAGCUCAUUGCCAGAAUCGAUACACCAAGGGCUUUAGUGGGAAAAUUGAUUCACUCACUAUUGAUCGACAUUGGAAAGUCACAUCCUCAAGCCUUGGUCUAUCCUUUGACUGUGGCUUCUAAAUCGUCUUUUGUGGCUCGAAAGAACGCUGCAAAUCAAAUUUUGAAAUCGAUGUGUACCCACUCAAGCAACUUGGUCAAUCAGGCAGCUAUGAUAUCGGAGGAGCUAAUUAGGGUGGCAAUUUUAUGGCAUGAGCAAUGGCACGAGGCUUUGGAAGAAGCUUCUAGGUUGUAUUUCAGCGAGCAUGAUGUAAAGGCGAUGUUCAAAACAUUGGAGCCACUCCACGCGAUGCUGGAGCGAGGUCCGCAAACGCUCAAGGAGGUGUCAUUCAGUCAAGCUUAUGCUAGAGAUUUAAAUGAAGCGCAAGAAUGGUGUAAUCGUUUCAAGGAAUCCGGGCUAGUGCGAGAUCUGAACCAAGCGUGGGACCUGUACUACCACGUGUUCCGGCGCAUCAGUCGUCAAUUGCCGCAACUCACGUCCUUGGAGUUACAGUAUGUGAGUCCGCGGCUGCUGAACUGCCGCGACUUGGAACUAGCGGUGCCGGGCUCCUACGUCCCUGAUCAGGAGCUUAUCCGCAUCGCGCAUAUACAAAGCAGCCUUUCGGUAAUAACAUCGAAACAGAGACCGCGUCGCCUCUGCAUAAGGGGUUCUAAUGGAAAAGACUACUUGUUCCUACUAAAAGGUCACGAAGACUUGAGGCAAGACGAGCGUGUGAUGCAACUAUUUGGUCUAGUCAAUACGUUACUACAGGCAGAUCCCGAUACCUUUCGUCGCGAUCUAGCUAUACAAAGAUACGCUGUUAUUCCACUGUCGACGAAUUCCGGUCUCAUCGGUUGGGUACCCCAUUGUGAUACCCUUCACUCGCUCAUAAGAGACUAUAGAGAGAAGAGGAAGUGCCUACUUAAUAUAGAACAUAGGAUCAUGCAGAGAAUGGCUUCUGAUUUAGAGAAAUUAAUGUUAAUGCAAAAGGUGGAAGUAUUCGAACAUGCCUUAGAACAUACUGCAGGAGAUGACUUAGCCAAACUCCUCUGGUUGAAGAGCCCAUCAUCAGAAGUAUGGUUCGAACGUCGCACCAACUACACGCGGUCUUUGGCCGUCAUGUCUAUGGUGGGAUAUAUCCUCGGACUCGGCGAUAGGCAUCCAUCUAACACUAUGUUGGACAGAGUAACUGGGAAAUUUUUACAUAUCGAUUUUGGAGAUUGUUUUGAAGUUGCUGUAACUAGAGAUAAGUUCCCAGAGAAGAUUCCGUUCAGAUUGACUAGGAUGUUGAUUAAUGCUAUGGAGGUAACAGGCAUCGAAGGGACCUAUCGCCGAACAUGUGAAUCUGUAAUGGAGGUGCUGCAUCGUCACAAAGACAGCGUGAUGGCCGUACUUGAAGCAUUUGUGUACGAUCCUUUACUCAACUGGAGGCUUAUAGACGCCGGACGGCGGUCCCGAGGCGACGCCGAGGUCGCUUCUUCUUCUGACCCUGCAUCGUCCCCCCAACCAAGUCGAAGUAAAGCCCAUAUAGGCCUCAACGAAACCUUGGAUCAACCCUCGGAAACUAAUUUAAACAAACGCGCGUUAGCGAUCGUAAAUAGAGUCAGAGACAAGCUGACGGGUCGUGACUUCCAACACAUUGACGAAGUAGUGUCUGUACAGAAACAAGUAGACUUGUUGAUUCAGCAGGCUACGAGUAAUGAGAACCUAUGCCAAUGUUAUGUUGGGUGGUGUCCGUUCUGGUAAAUAGUCCAGCAGGUAAAACAUGUACUAUCCAGCACAGUGUUGCCAUAAUGGUCAAGUGCUUUUUGUAUAUACCUGCUGGAAGGCAGGUGUCUUUUCACAAGUUGGAAGGACAUAUUGGCGUCCAUUUUGUUACAUUUACUAAAAGUAAACGUUGUUUCGUAAUUUGUCGGGGUUAAAUAUAUAAUGUUGCCCUUUCUACUUAUCUUUAUUCUUUAAAGUGUAGUACUAAGUCAAAACUAUUAUUUAGCAAUGGCAAUCGAAUUCGUCUCUGCCAAACGCAUGCCAGAAGGGACAUCAGUGUCUUGUGAUUUUAUAAUUGUAGUGACGUCUUGACUUGUUAUCAGAGAAAUAUAAUGUAAAAAGUUAGAACAAUAUUACUGUCUAGUGUUGCAAAUUUAUUUACUUUAUAUGAAUCAAAAUAAGGUUGAUUGAUUGACUAAAGUAGGUAAGGCCCAUUAAAAUCAAAGUGGAGAGGAGACAACAUAUAAAUAUAUAUAUAUAUGUAUAUAACCAAACACGUAAUAUAUUCUGGGGGGCUACCCUCGAUCUCCGUCCGACAUCCGUCCCGAAACAGUUACUGUCAAUAUAUAAGUAAUAUUCGACAAAAUUAAAAGACAAGUAUCCAGUAUGAAGCUUCAUUCGCAUCACGCGUCUUUUCAUUUGGUCAAGCAUUGCUUAUUUGGCAAUAAUUGUUUCGGACGGAGAUCGAGAGUAGACCCCCUGUUGGCAGUAACUAAAUCCUAUGGGUUGGUUAAAUAAACUCUCCUAUCUGCUUUGGAAGAUAAUGAGCCUUAAGUAUUGCCACAAUAAAGGAAGUGUUGACGGUAUUGGUAAUUUUUUCUGUCCACCUUGAUGACGAUAGAGACCUUAUGGCCUCCGAGGUAUCUGUAUUUGUUAAGGUGUAUGGCUGACCCUAAGAGCGAUUACACGCGGCGAUGUUUAGCAGCGCGAUUGCAGCGAUUCAGUCGCUAAUCGUCUACCUUUACACACACGCGCGACUUACGCAGCGAUACAAUCCUGAUACACGUUUUUAUUGAUUCAUCAUAAGCGACAGCAUCGAUGCAGUCGCGCGUUUGCGUCGCUGCUAAGCCUCAAUUUAUAUUGCGGCGGAACGGAAUGGAAGCGAAUUUUCGUAACUAACUGUAACUAUAUUGUACAUAGCGUAAUUAACUUUAUGGUCGCAUUUUGAUGUCAAAAGUCGACGAAAGACUACAGCCACAAGGCGCAGUCGCCAGAACAUUCCAGCGACUGUGAGCGCCUUCUCGCGCACCGACGCGAAGUUGACACUUCCGUUCUAUUCCGUUCAGCCGCAAUGUAAAUUGAGUCUAAAAGUUGACGUGAGUAAUCGCUCUAAAAGUAAUUGUAAAGCUAAUUGAAGUGGACUUAACGGAAUUUUAGUCAUUUAUAUAGGUAAUGUAUUAUAGGAUAAAAUAAUCCAUUGAUGGGUUGUCUCAGGGGUAUAAAGUGUUCUAAACCCGUGGCAUUUAUAAUCGAAAUAUUUCCUAAUGUAAAUUAUAGUACCUUAUUAAGCAUUUCUAUGUAAUUUAACGUAAACAGCUUUUCACAAUGGAAAGAAAACGUGGUGCUAAUAGUCACUUGUAACUUGUAAGGUAUUUUCUAAGAAGGAUAUUAUAUUCGCGUGGACUUUCAUUUUAGGGCCUAUUUUGAUGGUAGCACUGUCUACGAUCUAGCUAUCUACAGAAACGUAACUUCUCUGUGCAGUUUUAUAAUUUAAAUACUGCAUAUUUGAAAAUUAAACUAUUUUUUUGGAUCUAAGUCGCGUAUAUUUAACAGCCGUGACGGUGGUAAAGGGCCCGAAACAUAGGUUUCUUUAAAAAGCAAACACGUGCAAAUUAAAUCCGAAAAAAAUUGUUUAAUUGUAAUAUGUUCCAGUAGAAAUUAGAAUACUUAUUUUUCCUUCCACAAACCUGGGUGGAGAAGUUGUUUUUUUAGUAUUCAAGAUUUAUUCUACAACGUCAUUCAACAUGUCCAGUAAUGAAUAUCCCCUUUUUAUUCACCGCUUAAAAUAUGGUUCACCUAUAUUUCUUUAAGUUUGUGCUGUAAUUAAAUGAGUGGAAAUUAAAAUGUUAAUUCAACUUAGUCAUUCUAUUGGUUGUAAGUUUUGUGUUACUUAGCUGUAAAAAUCUACAUACAUAUAAUGCCUUUGAAUUUAUAAUGUAAAUUAAGUUA
Messenger RNA from Hyposmocoma kahamanoa, 9499 nucleotides. It is a transcript of the gene mTor, whose product is annotated as serine/threonine-protein kinase mTOR. Gene Ontology annotation, molecular function: protein serine/threonine kinase activity; protein-containing complex binding; protein binding. The record is from RefSeq and is a predicted model, not a curated record. Gene Ontology annotation, biological process: negative regulation of macroautophagy; protein phosphorylation; TOR signaling. Gene Ontology annotation, cellular component: nucleus; TORC2 complex; TORC1 complex. The coding region runs from base 56 to 7309 and encodes 2417 amino acids. Lineage: Eukaryota; Metazoa; Arthropoda; Insecta; Lepidoptera; Cosmopterigidae. The transcript has 10 exons.